CGACCCCGUCGCCUCCGCGAACAGCGAACAUGAACGCUCUGCGCCUGACCGUCCUCGCGGCGACCAUCGCUUAUGCAUCUGCCCAGCAGGGUACCUGCGAGGUUUGCCAUCUUCACUACUACCACAAGGACGUUUCCCACGCCGAGAUCUGGGGCUCCGAUGUCUCCAUUUGCAAGGAGUACGAACACGAGGCCUGCUGCACCAAGGAUACCGUUAAGAAGAUCGACGUCAACUCCAAGCUCUACGGUGAUUACGAUCUCGAUGCUUGCGGCCUGAGUUCCAGCUGCAAGAAGUUCUUCAUCGAGGAGUCCUGCUUCUACGAGUGCGACAGGAAUGUCGGCAAGUGGCGCAAGCACGUCGACUGCGACGACGCUGGCGAGGACAACGGAUGGGAGAUCAAGGGCAUGCCCGUCAAGGCGUCCUACUGGGACGCAUGGUAUGAGGCCUGCAAGGACCAAUACUUCGCCUGGGGUCCCGGCGGCAGCUACUGGGACAUCCCCAAGUUCACUACCGACUCCUACAGGGGCACCGGCCACCGCGGGCAGAGGACUGCGUACACCUCCUGCUCCAAGUUCAGCGACACCUACAAGAACGGCACGAUGGUCGCCGAGGUCAUGUGGGGCGGCGCCUUCACCUACGAGAAGGACGAGUCCAAGGCCUACGUCAUGACCUUUCCAGACGGCACGGCGAACCCCAACAACGCCCUCUUCACCGAUAAGGAAUACCCGAGGGAGUGCGCCGGCCACGAGGUCAACCUCACUCACCCCGGCGUCGACAUUAUCACCGGCAACAGGGUAUCGUACUCCGAGGUUGCCUGCCCGAGCGACUGGCACAAGGCUGCGAACUCCGGCAUAUCCGAAAGGAGCUCCCGCGGUACCCUCAUCUGCGACUCGGAUCUCAACACCGCCAAGACCGAACUCGUCUCUGGCACCAAGUGCAAGGCGUCCGGCACCACCUGCCCCGCCACGUGCAAGGCCCUCCUCGACGAGGUUGAGGUGGAGUGCUUCGGCAUGGAGUUCACCUACACCCCCGUCGGCGGCACCGAGACGUACGGCAAGUGGAACACCGAUAAGCUCGCCUGGUACGACAUCGCGGAUGCCGAACGCGUCAAGGCAAAUAAGACGGACGCCUGCGAUGCCAUCAUCGACCAGUACAUCCUGGCGGCUACUCCAUCCCCCGCGGGUAUCAUCCGCGCGCCUCUCAUGGCCAUCAUGGGCUUCGUCGUCGCCGCACUCCUCGUGAUUGCGUAAAAGCCCACUUUUUUUUCUCCUCGCGUGAAAAUUAAAACAACCAUUCUUUGACGGCACUGGGGGUGUCCGAGGCUCUUACGAGCCGAGGGCUGAGAUCAUACCCUUAUUCACCGGAUCGCGGUAAUGCGCGCGUCGGGAAGUGCUUCACUUUGCGGGUCAAGCUCUGCUUGGCUCGCGGAGCGCUGUACUGCUACGCUGCCGGUCUGAAGAGAUUUCAACUU
Messenger RNA from Micromonas commoda, 1471 nucleotides. RefSeq lists its product with no specific name. The transcript has 3 exons. Gene Ontology annotation, cellular component: external side of plasma membrane. Gene Ontology annotation, molecular function: signaling receptor activity. The coding region runs from base 30 to 1250 and encodes 406 amino acids. Lineage: Eukaryota; Viridiplantae; Chlorophyta; Mamiellophyceae; Mamiellales; Mamiellaceae. The record is from RefSeq and is a predicted model, not a curated record.